AUGUCGAACCCGAAACAGGCGACCCCGCCAGCUCCAGCUGCUCCGAAAUCCGCACUUGCCACAAUAAAGGACCAAAUCCUCCCAUUCGCAAUAGGCGGCGGGUCAGGCCUCAUAGCAACAACAUGCGUGCACCCCGUCGAUAUGGUCAAGGUGCGCUUGCAGCUGCUCGGUGAAGGGCAAGGUCGAGGCACGAAAGCGCCGAGCCCACUCGAUGCUGCACGGAUGAUCGUGGCAGAAGGAGGAUAUGGCCGGCUGUACAACGGUAUCUCGGCGGCAUACCUUCGACAGCUGUCGUAUGCUACCCUUCGACUGGGCUUUUACGAUCGAUUCCUGGCGGCUGUGACGACAAGAGCUGAGAGUAAAGGGCGAGAGGUGCAUUUUGGCGAUCGAGCUGUCGCUAGUCUAAGUGCUGGUGGUUUGGCUGCGGCGAUUGCGAAUCCUGCUGAGGUUGGGUUGAUUAGGAUGCAGAGCGAUGGGAUGAAGCCGCCGGCGGAAAGAGCAAAUUAUAAGUCAGUGGUGGAUGCUCUGAUGCGGAUCGGGAAGAAUGAAGGCGUUGCUGCGCUUUGGCAGGGAGCAUAUCCUACCAUUGUGCGAGCGAUGGCGACGAAUUUCGGGCAGCUGGCAUUCUUCUCUGAAUCGAAGGCCCAACUGGAAAGGCAUACAUCCAUGACCCAAAGGAAUCGAACAAUCGUGGCUUCCGGUAUCGCUGGCUUCUUUGCGGCGGCUUUUAGCUUACCGUUCGACUUUUUGAAGACGCGAUUGCAGCGAGGUGGUGAUACCUACAAGGGUAUAAUCGAUUGCGCGACGAAGGUCGCUAAAGAAGAGGGCCUGUUGAGGUUUUAUCGAGGGUUCGGCACCUAUGUGCUGAGGAUGGCACCACAUACAAUUAUUACGUUGAUCGUGGCAGACAACGUGAAAGCUUUGAUAAUGCCAGACGCGAAGGGAUUGUGA
This is a messenger RNA of Fulvia fulva, 951 nucleotides long. Its product is annotated as Putative mitochondrial 2-oxoglutarate/malate carrier protein. Gene Ontology annotation, biological process: transmembrane transport. Lineage: Eukaryota; Fungi; Ascomycota; Dothideomycetes; Mycosphaerellales; Mycosphaerellaceae. The record is from RefSeq and is a predicted model, not a curated record. The coding region runs from base 1 to 951 and encodes 316 amino acids. Gene Ontology annotation, molecular function: oxoglutarate:malate antiporter activity. The transcript has 2 exons.